Fopius arisanus is the source of this 1563-nucleotide messenger RNA. RefSeq names its product tubulin alpha-1 chain-like. Bases 119 to 1471 code for a protein of 450 amino acids. The transcript has 3 exons. Gene Ontology annotation, cellular component: microtubule; cytoplasm. NCBI's taxonomy places the organism in Eukaryota, Metazoa, Arthropoda, Insecta, Hymenoptera, Braconidae. Gene Ontology annotation, biological process: microtubule cytoskeleton organization; mitotic cell cycle. The record is from RefSeq and is a predicted model, not a curated record. Gene Ontology annotation, molecular function: structural constituent of cytoskeleton; GTP binding.
GUCACAGCCGCAACAGUCGCGUUGAGCUCAUUCCAAGUGGAACUUCGUUUUGCGAGGCAUCAUCACCGGCUUCUCAUAAACUACCCCCAACAGACUUUAUUCUGCUAACUCUUCAAAAAUGCGUGAGUGCAUUUCCAUUCAUGUUGGGCAAGCUGGCGUGCAGAUAGGUAACGCCUGCUGGGAAUUGUACUGUCUGGAGCAUGGAAUUCAGCCGGAUGGCGAAAUGCCAUCAGAUAAAUCCAUUGGAAGUGGUGAUGACAGUUUCAAUACGUUCUUCAGUGAGACUGGAGCUGGGAAGCACGUCCCUAGGGCAGUCUUUAUCGAUCUCGAGCCAACCGUAGUCGACGAGGUUCGUACUGGAACGUAUCGGCAAUUGUUCCACCCCGAACAGCUCAUAACUGGUAAAGAGGAUGCCGCAAAUAAUUAUGCACGAGGUCAUUAUACGAUUGGAAAGGAGAUCGUGGAUUUAGUCUUGGACAGAAUUAGGAAGCUGGCUGAUCAGUGCACUGGCCUCCAGGGUUUCUUGAUUUUCCACUCGUUCGGAGGUGGCACUGGUUCUGGAUUCACUUCUCUGCUUAUGGAGCGUCUUUCUGUGGAUUAUGGAAAAAAAUCAAAACUGGAAUUUGCCAUCUAUCCAGCCCCCCAGGUCUCCACUGCUGUUGUUGAGCCUUACAACUCUAUUCUGACAACCCAUACCACACUCGAACACUCUGAUUGCGCCUUCAUGGUUGAUAACGAGGCUAUCUACGACAUCUGUCGCAGGAAUCUCGACAUCGAACGCCCGACGUACACCAACUUGAACAGACUUAUUGGACAGAUAGUGUCGUCGAUCACAGCUUCUCUUCGUUUCGAUGGAGCUCUCAACGUCGAUCUCACUGAGUUCCAGACCAACUUGGUGCCCUACCCGAGGAUUCACUUCCCUCUGGUCACCUAUGCACCCGUUAUCUCAGCAGAGAAGGCUUAUCAUGAGCAGCUGUCUGUCGGUGAGAUCACCAACGCCUGCUUCGAGCCGGCCAAUCAGAUGGUCAAGUGUGAUCCACGUCAUGGAAAGUACAUGGCCUGUUGCAUGCUCUACCGAGGCGACGUUGUUCCUAAAGAUGUCAACGCUGCUAUCGCCACCAUCAAGACAAAACGCACCAUCCAGUUUGUCGACUGGUGUCCAACUGGAUUCAAGGUUGGUAUCAAUUAUCAGCCACCCACUGUCGUUCCUGGUGGUGAUCUCGCCAAGGUACAGCGGGCUGUCUGCAUGCUGUCCAACACAACUGCCAUCGCCGAGGCUUGGGCUCGUCUCGACCACAAAUUCGAUCUUAUGUACGCAAAACGUGCAUUCGUCCACUGGUACGUGGGUGAGGGCAUGGAGGAGGGAGAAUUCUCCGAGGCUCGUGAGGAUCUCGCUGCCCUUGAGAAGGACUACGAGGAAGUCGGCAUGGACUCUGCCGAGGGAGAGGGCGAAGGAGCCGAGGAAUAUUAAAAUGAAAAACUAUUGCCUCACCUAAUGAGCAUGACCAUUCCUGCAAUCUGAUGUAAUCGCUUCAUUGAUAAUAAAAUGAAUUUUAUAGCUCA